UGCCUCAACAUGUGUGGCGGAUAAAUUUGGAUACUUCAGAGGAAGCUCAUCAGAAUCUCUCUUUUGGUGCUGCGGAUCGCUGGUGGGAGCAAACGGAUCUGACCAAGCUGAUACUCGCUUCAAACAAACUGCAGUGUCUUUCAGAGGAUGUCCAACUUCUGCCUGCGCUCACUGUCCUGGAUGUGCAUGAUAAUCAGCUGACAUCACUUCCUUCUGCUUUAGGACAACUGGAAAAUCUUCAGAAACUUGAUGUCAGCCACAACAAACUGAAGAAUAUCCCAGAAGAGCUGAUGCAGUUGUCACAUUUGAGGAGCCUUCUUUUUCAUCACAACGAGCUGAGUCACUUGCCAGAUGGAUUUGGACAGCUUGUCAAUUUAGAAGAAUUAGAUCUGUCCAACAACCACCUCACACACAUUCCAACAAGUUUUGCUUUGCUCGUUAACUUGGUGCGACUCAAUUUGUCUUGUAAUCAGCUCAAGGACCUGCCUGCAGAUAUCUGUGCAAUGAAAAGCUUAAGACAGCUGGAUUGUUCUAAAAACUACCUGGAAAGUGUACCUUCUAAAUUAGUGACUAUGGCAUCUUUGGAACAACUUUAUCUGAGGAAAAAUAAGUUACGUUUCUUGCCAGAAUUUCCUUCAUGCAAAUUAUUGAAGGAAUUGCAUGCUGGUGAAAAUCAGAUUGAAAUAUUAAAUGUGGAGAAUCUGAAGCAUCUGAAUUCGCUCUCUGUAUUGGAACUUAGAGACAACAAGAUAAAAUCAGUUCCUGAUGAAAUUACUUUGCUUCAGAAGUUGGAGCGCCUUGACCUUGCCAACAAUGAUAUCAGUAGAUUGCCUUACUCACUGGGCAACCUUCCUCUGUUGAAAUUUCUGGCUCUGGAGGGAAAUCCUUUGAGAGCAAUUCGAAGAGACCUUCUGCAGAAAGGCACCCAGGAACUUCUGAAAUACCUAAGAAGCAAAAUCCAAGAUGAUGUGACAAGCCCGAAUGGAGACCCUCCUGCGACAGCCAUGACCCUUCCAAGUGAGUCAAGGGUUAACAUGCACGCCAUAACUUCACUGAAAUUAUUGGAAUAUAGUGAGAAACAGGCUGCUGUGGUUCCUGAUGAAAUGUUUGAUGCAGUCAGAAGCCAUCCCGUCACCACUGUCAACUUCAGCAAGAAUCAGCUGAGUGAGAUCCCGCCAAGGAUUGUGGAGCUGAAAGACUCGGUUUGUGAUGUCAGCCUUGGCUUCAAUAAAAUCUCAUCCGUUUCCUUGGAGCUUUGCAUGCUCCAUAAAUUGACACAUUUGGAUAUCAGAAAUAAUUUUUUGACAUCUUUACCUGAGGAAAUGGAGGCACUGACAAGACUGCAAGUAAUAAAUCUGUCUUUUAACAGAUUGAAAGUAUUUCCCAGUGUCCUUUAUCGCAUCCUAGCACUGGAGACCAUCCUGCUCGGCAACAAUCAGGUGGGGGCCAUAGACCCUCUGCAGCUGAAGAAGAUGGACAGGCUUGGGACACUGGACCUGCAGAACAACGACCUCCUCCAGGUGCCACCAGAGCUUGGGAACUGUGAAACUCUGAGGACUCUCCUGUUAGAGGGAAACCCAUUUCGCACGCCCCGCGCAGCUGUUUUGGCCAAAGGAACAGCUGCAGUGCUGGAGUACCUGAGAAGCCGAAUUCCUGCGUGA
Messenger RNA from Mesitornis unicolor (brown roatelo), 1661 nucleotides. It is a transcript of the gene LRRC40, whose product is annotated as leucine rich repeat containing 40. The annotation marks the transcript as partial. The record is from RefSeq and is a predicted model, not a curated record. The transcript has 14 exons. Gene Ontology annotation, molecular function: protein binding. NCBI's taxonomy places the organism in Eukaryota, Metazoa, Chordata, Aves, Mesitornithiformes, Mesitornithidae.